CAUGUAAGCUAACGCGACAGGAAGUCGCCUCAGUGAAACCUGCCCUCGGUGUCAUUCACCUUCAUCUUAAACAGAUAUCUGUAAAAUGUCGGCUCCGCUGCUCCUCAGGGCUUUCAUCAACGAGCGGCUGACGGCUGCUGCCGAGGAAAUAUUUCAGGUGUUUGAGCGAACAAUAGAAAGAUAUGAAGAAGAGGCGUCCAGCUCCAAACAGGAGAUUGAGCGGCUCAGAGGUCUGCUGCUCGACUUUGUGUCAAACAACAAGACAGACUUUUCCCAGUCCUCCAUCUCUAAAGAGGAAACUCCCCCUGAGCAGCAACACUGUGAGCAGCAGCUGAGCGACUGUCAGAGCGACCCAGAGCCUCGACACAUUAAAGAGGAGGAUGAUGAAGUCUGGACCAGUCAGCAACAAGAAGAAGAACACGGGGUUCAUGAGUUCAAGGACGCCGAUGUCUCGUACCUACCUCAUUCUUCUGUCUGGGAGGAGAACGAGCAGAUGGACACAAAGCCGCCUUUGCAACCUCAGACUCAAAACAGUGAAAGUGAGGAGCAGUUUCAGGAGGAAACUAAAACUGUACAGUUCAUGCUACCUCUCGCCUCAACUCCGUCUUCACAAACUCUGAUUCACAGUGAAAGGGUCCGAGACGGUACGGAAAACGAGAGACCUGCUGCAAGUUUAUUGUCAAACCAAACACAGACAGAACAAAGUCAGAGUUCCUUUAUCACUUCCCGAGAAUCCACUGAGUUGUCUCAUUUAAAUUCAGUUGGACCUGACUAUCGUUGCUGUUUGUGUGAUAAAUUUUUUACAUCCAGUCAGUUCUUGACAAAUCAUGCUUUUCGCAUGCAUACAAAGGACGCAGACGUCCUCUGUGCGGUGUGCGGAAAGAAUCUGGAGUCCACCGAAAGCCUUAACAUUCACCUUAAAUCACACAAGGGCUCAAAGUGUUGUCACGUGUGUGGCAAACUCUGCAACAGCACCACCGCUCUGACUGAACACAUGGCCGGCCACGCUGGGGUGAAACUGCAUCGCUGUCACAUUUGUGGGAAGGAGUGUAGCCGCAAAGGAGAUUUAAAGAUACACAUGAGGAUCCACACGGGGGAGAAGCCUUUCUGCUGCUCCUUCUGUCAUAAAAGUUUCACCCACAGCGGACAUCUGAGGAAGCACAUGAGAAGCCACACAGGAGAGAGGCCGCACCGCUGUGACAUUUGCGGCAGAGGGUUUCUACAGAGUGCACACCUGAAAUACCACUUAGGAACACACACUCAGAAAUAUUAACAUUUUCAUCAUCCUGGGCCCGUGUUUAUCAAAAAGUAAGAUGUAAGAGCAGCUCUCAGGUGAUUAAAGCUCAGGUAGGCAGGGAACACUAGAUGUCUGCACCUCCUCUUGGCUCUGUUUCAGGCCUUAGAAAAUCUAGUGACAGGACACUUUUGGCACUAGAUUAACUGGCACUAAAGUAAAUGCCUGGUUUGUUUUAACUACAGGAUGCACUGAUUUGGUUGAUUUAUUUAAAUGUGAGAUGUAAAAUCACCCACAAGGUUGCUCUGGUCCGUCACGUUUCAUCUCUUACUAUGAGGUUUUUAUUCUUAUAAUUUUUAAACAGAUUGUUUGCAUUUUUUUUACACAUUCCUAUGUAGGUUUUACCUGCUUUAGGUAUGACGUUUAGUCAUACUAACAGUGUUUAGGUAUAACGUUUAGCACCGUGGCGCCCGCGUGGGCAAGCCUGGCUUCUGUGGUCAGUGUAGCAGCUUCAGUUGAUUGGAAUGGUUGCAGCUGACGUGUUGCACCCUGAACGUGUCACGUGUUUUGGUUGGAAAAGAGAGUCUGAUGCGUAAUAUCAGUGUUUCAAAGAUGGAGAGAAAAUGUUGCUAAUGCUUUAGUCCUUUGCUAACCAGAGUAGGGUUGCAACAGUAUGAGAUUUUCACCGUACGAUAAGCGUCUCAGAAAGUAUUGCAGUUUCACGAUAUCACGAACGAUAUUAGGGUAUUACAGAAUUUAUGUUAUCAUCAAUCAGAGUGACACCUAAAAGAAAUGAAAAUGAAAGGGUUUCUUUUGGUCGAACACAAGUUUUAUUACUAUAAUUUGUCUCCCCUUUGAAAAUAACUAAAAUAAAGCUGAGAUUCUCCAUCCAGUUGCUUUAUUUUCAAUAUCGUAGAUCAGCACGGUGUGAUAACUGUAAUUUUGAUAUCACGGUAUACCUUAAAACUGGUCUACCGUUGCAGCCGUACACCAGACUCAAAGGCUCACAGCCGCACAUAUUCAAGCUUAUGUAGCUAAUGUUAGCUUGCGCCUCGAAUCACAGUUUGUAAUUUCAAAGAGCUGCACAGGCUCACAGGACGGUGAUUUUCACAGAAUAGCUGCUGUAUAAAACAAUUGGAUCGAUUUGAAUCUAAUCAAAAUGAGUGAUUAGUAUUCAUAAAGGUUACUGCAUGGAGCGUGUGCAUGUGCCCGUGCUCGUCUGGUGGAAGGGGGUUACAGUCUAUGGUUAGGACAGAGAGGAGAGAGCUGCAGGAAGAGGGUGUAUUUUCAAAUUCUGUUUGUUCUUGUUGUUGCUUUUCUAGAAACUGCCCACCCCAGCUUUUAUCACAGCGUUUACGGAGAGAUAUGUUUUAAAUUUAAAAGAAGAAAUCUUUAAAAAUGGCUGAAAUGGCAACAACCAAAACCAAACCGGAGCAGGACACAAAUCCUGCAGCAGGUUUUUGCGACUAAAGUCUGCAAAUAGGAGUAAAAGCCAAGUAUUUUUUGCUUUAAUCUGUCACCUAAGUACAAACCUUCACCUCAGCAGUUUGAUAAAUACGAGUCCAGAGGUUUACGGUGUGUUUGCCUUCACUGUUGACAUGACCUGUGUUCUGAUGGGAACUCAUUACUCAUCAACAGAAAGAGUCGCUAUUUCUGAGUAAUAACACUGAUGUUCACAUCAAGAAAAUAAACUGUCUUUAUCAUUAUUAUAAUUCAUUUUAAUGUAACUUAAUUUGAAUGUUAAAUCUGUGUGUUAAAUCUGUUUCGUUGUUUUAGCUCAGGCUCUCUGUGCACAAUAAAACCAGGUUAGUUAAAGAAGAACCAA
This is a messenger RNA of Epinephelus lanceolatus (giant grouper), 3059 nucleotides long. RefSeq lists its product as uncharacterized. NCBI's taxonomy places the organism in Eukaryota, Metazoa, Chordata, Actinopteri, Perciformes, Serranidae. The record is from RefSeq and is a predicted model, not a curated record. Gene Ontology annotation, cellular component: nucleoplasm. Gene Ontology annotation, molecular function: DNA-binding transcription repressor activity, RNA polymerase II-specific; RNA polymerase II cis-regulatory region sequence-specific DNA binding. Gene Ontology annotation, biological process: regulation of transcription by RNA polymerase II.